AAAGAGAGAAAGAUUCCAACUCUUUUUUUAUGGUUCAUUUUCAUGAAGACUUGAAAGCACUCUGCCAAUCCUAAGACUUAAGCACUUAUGGAUACAGAAUUUGUCAACCUUGGGAAAUCCAUGAUAGUUCCCAGUGUUCAAGAGUUGGCCAAGUACCCCCUCACCAAAAUCCCACCUAGGUACCUGCGCCCGCAUGAAGAGCUUCACUCCAUCUCCCCCAGUCCUCACAUUCCAUCUGUCCCCAUCAUCGAUCUUCACAAACUAGCUGCUGGGGAUUUCGUUGACUCUGAACUUCAAACCCUACACUCUGCUUGCAGCCACUGGGGUUUCUUCCAGGUAGUGAAUCAUGGUGUUAGUAUAUCAUUGUUGGAUGAAUUCAAGUUGGAGAUUGUGAAUUUCUUCAAACUACCACAUGAAGACAAGAAGCUUUUGUGGCAAAAACCAGAUAACCAUGAAGGGUUUGGUCAAGCUUUUGUAGUUUCACAAGAUCAGAAGCUAGAUUGGUCUGAUAUGUUCUAUAUAACCACACUGCCAUACAAUCUUAGGAACAUUGACGUAUUUGAAAAACUUCCCUUUAAGUUAAGAGAGACCCUGGAAGUGUAUUGUGUUCAAGUGAAAAAUCUAGCUAUGAGGAUAUUAGGUUACAUGGCUAAGGCCUUAAAUAUGGAUGCUGAUGAAAUAAAACAGCUGUUCAAUGAUGGGGUGCAAGCAAUGAGAAUGAAUUACUAUCCACCAUGCCCUGAACCUGAUAUGGUCAUUGGUUUCAGUCCCCAUUCCGAUGCUGAUGCUUUGACGAUUCUCCUUCAGCUCGACGAAACCGAUGGCCUGCAAGUUCGAAAAGAUGGGAAAUGGGUUCCCAUUAAGCCACUUCCCAAUGCUUUUGUGGUUAACAUUGGAGACAUCAUGGAGAUUUUGAGCAAUGGGAUAUACCGUAGCAUCGAGCAUAGAGCGGUUGUAAACUCAACCAAACAGAGGCUAUCAAUCGCAACGUUUUAUAGCUCCAAGUUAGACUCGGAAUUAGGCCCUGCACUUAGCCUUAUCGGUCCAAAUAACCCUGCAAUUUUUCAACGAAUCCCUUUGGAGAAGUACUUGAAGGAAUUCUUUGCAAGGAAACUAGAUGGCAAGGCUUACCUUGAUUUCAUGAGAAUUAAAAGCAAUGAAGAACAUGAAAAUUGAAAAACAUUAGCUGAAGAAUGGAUUGAUAUGACUAUACUUAGAAUAAAAACACCUAUAACCAGGGUGGUUAAUUGAUCAAAUUUACGUUGAAUGCUUAACAUGAUUAUCAAAAUCCGCGUUUUUCGAGUUCA
Gossypium raimondii (Peruvian cotton) is the source of this 1307-nucleotide messenger RNA. Its product is annotated as protein SRG1. The record is from RefSeq and is a predicted model, not a curated record. Lineage: Eukaryota; Viridiplantae; Streptophyta; Magnoliopsida; Malvales; Malvaceae. The coding region runs from base 88 to 1176 and encodes 362 amino acids. The transcript is spliced from 4 exons.